Messenger RNA from Closterium sp. Naga37s-1, 1779 nucleotides. The record is from the annotation of a GenBank genome assembly. Lineage: Eukaryota; Viridiplantae; Streptophyta; Zygnematophyceae; Desmidiales; Closteriaceae.
AUGCCGUCCGUGCCCCGAAUCGGCAUGUUCUGGGUGGCAGCGAUCGGCGUGGGGGUCGUCACCUGCGCCGUCGCCUUCGUCCGUCAAAAGAGCCCGACGUUUUUCGUCAACCUGACGGCGGACGGCACGCCAGGGAAGGUUUUCAGUCGCGGGCCGUUUCGCGUGGUGGAGGAUAGCGUGCGACCUCGGGACUGCUCUUUCGCCCAGGAGCCGCUACCGAAGCCUGUUCGCGUCUGGUUCCCGGUCCUAGAUCUUCCACGCAGCAACUUAUCUGGUUCUGCCCAGGCUGCUCCUGUUGCUGUUUCUGCUUCGGAGUCUGAAGCUAAAUCAGCUCCUGGCGAUUCACCUGACGAGAAGCUCAAAAACACCUGGCAGCAACAGAGGAGCACCUGGCAGGUGCCAGUGGUGGUGUUUCAGCACGGAUUUGCAUCUCAGAACUAUUUUUACUCCGACCUGCUCUCGAGAAUAGCCUCGCAUGGCUACAUUGUGGUGGCGCCACAGAUGUACUCUAUAUUAGCAGGAUUCGACACAAUGCCAGAGAUGCGGGAUGCUGUGAAAGUCAUCAACUGGUUACACGCCAAUCUGCACACUCUAAUCGAUGCGCGUAUCAAGCCUGCUGCCCUGGCUGCUAUACGGGCAGCUGGAAAGGAAGCAGGCGGAGAGCAGGCAGCAGGAGAAGAGACAGUGGUGUCGCAGCCUGAUUGGUCGAGGCUCGUGCUAGCAGGCCAUAGCCGGGGAGGAAAGGUGACGUUUGGAAUUUUGCGAAAGCUGGUGGGGGAGUUAGUUAAGUCUACAAAGCAGCAGCGUGGGUUCAUAAAGGCAGAGUUACCAGUGCCUAUUAAAGCCGCAAUACUCUUUGAUCCUGUGGAUGGGACAGCGUCUUCAGCCACCAAUCCUCCCACACUCACUCAUCAACCGGACUCCAUCUUUUUGUUAAACAACCCUCCUGUACUCGUUAUAGGCUCAGGCCUAGACCUGGUCGGCCCGGCUUACCAUUUUUCGGUUCCCGAAUUCGGCCACGCGGACUUUUACGAUGACGACUUGGGCCCGAUUUAUGGGCCACUGUUUAGCAAAGUGUGCACUAACGGGCCUGCUAGGGAGCCGAUGCGAGUGGCGGCUGGAGGGCUUGCUGUGGCGUUUUUAGAGGCUGUGGUUGGGGGUGGUGGGUAUGGUGAGAAAGGAGAGAGUGUGAGGAGAAUGAAGAACGAGAGGAGUGGGAUGGAGGUGGAGAGAAGGGAUAGAGGGAGUGUGGGAGAGGCCGCAAGGAGCUUCGAGGAGAAGCAGCAAGCUCUGGAGAGAUUAGUGACUGAUGCUGCUGCUGAUGUGGUUGGUGUGUCAAGUGGUACUGUGUUGCUGAGUGAUCAGGGGCAAGGCACGGAGCAGAAACAGCAGGAGGGGCUGGAGCAGCAGAAGCAGGAGGAGGAGCGGCAGGAGCUGGUGGAUUUGGAGCGAGAGAGGCAAAGGCUUGAGGAAGUGUACAUGAGGAGUGGAGGUAGCGGAGGGGCGUGCGAGGUUGACUCGAAAGAAGGCAAUGGGAGUGGCUCGGCUAAGGGGAACAGGGUCGGAGGCUGUGGUGCUGUGAUUGGUUCAGGGAAGGGGAGUGAUGUGAGCAAUCUUUGUGAUCUAUUGCAACACCCUGAGCAUUCUCCUGUGGUGCUGUCAGAGGUGGGGUGGAAAGUGGGGCGGCAGCAGGAAACACCUGAAGAAAUACCUGCAGGAGCACCCGCCACUUUAUGCGGAGCAGCACCAGCUACAGUUGCAGCUGCUGCUGCCCUCUAG